UCCCAUCCCAUCACUUAGUGACCAACGUAAACAUUUCACCCUUUUUAUUAGAAGAUCUUUGGCUUUGCUUCGAAACUUCUGCAGUACUCCAUCUUGGACAGAAGGCGUCAAAUAUAAAGCCAAACAUAUUUUGCUUUACAGUCUGAAAGAGAGAGAAGCAUUAAUUAUAUAUAUUUGUAUAUACAAAUAUAUAUAAGAUCAGGUUUUAACCCUUUUGGGUAAUUUGGAGGAGGAGAUAAUCAUGAGGGCUCCAUGUUGUGAGAAGAUGGGGUUGAAGAAGGGGCCAUGGACGGCUGAAGAAGAUCAUAUACUGGCUUCUUUCAUUCAGCGAAAUGGCCAUGGAAAUUGGCGUGCACUUCCAAAACAAGCUGGAUUGCUGAGAUGUGGAAAGAGUUGCAGGCUUCGGUGGACGAACUACUUGAGGCCAGAUAUUAAACGAGGGAACUUCUGCAAAGAAGAAGAAGAAACCAUCAUUAAGCUGCAUCAAAUUCUGGAAAUAGAUGGGCUGCUAUUGCUGGAAAGUUACCAGGGCGAACGGAUAAUGAGAUAAAAAAUUAUUGGCACACCCACUUGAAGAAGAGAGUAAUUAAAGAAAAUUUAAUCUCCAUUAAUGAUAAUCAAAUGCCAAAGCCAGCUGAGGAUCUCACGACUCCUGAAAGAACAAUUCAAAUUCCAGGCGAUUCUGUAGGCAUAGAGGGCACAGAUGAUUCAGCAGGUAGUAAAGAGGAUAAAAAGUUGGCAAGUGCAAAAGGAGAGAGUUCGAAUGUAAUGGACUUCUGGUAUAAUGUUUUCAUGCAAACGGGAAACUCCAUUGAAAUACUGCAACAAAGCUCAGGACAAUUUGAGUGGUUGGAGGACUAAAUUUGUAAUUGAAUUCAUGAGUGUCUUCUUUCUAGCUAGUUCAAGAAUAAGAUUGUAAACUUAUUAUCGUACUUAAUUCUGAUAUAUGUGAAUAGGAGAUUUGAUGAUUGUGCCAA
This is a messenger RNA of Mangifera indica (mango), 977 nucleotides long. Its product is annotated as transcription factor MYB4-like. The record is from RefSeq and is a predicted model, not a curated record. The coding region runs from base 242 to 550 and encodes 102 amino acids. NCBI's taxonomy places the organism in Eukaryota, Viridiplantae, Streptophyta, Magnoliopsida, Sapindales, Anacardiaceae. The transcript has 3 exons.